Anopheles funestus (African malaria mosquito) is the source of this 1942-nucleotide messenger RNA. RefSeq lists its product as uncharacterized. The record is from RefSeq and is a predicted model, not a curated record. Lineage: Eukaryota; Metazoa; Arthropoda; Insecta; Diptera; Culicidae. The transcript is spliced from 4 exons. The coding region runs from base 698 to 1942 and encodes 414 amino acids.
AACUGCUACGGGAGGUAUUGUACGGACACAGUAUAUUAAUUGUUUUAUUGUUUGCUACAGUAUACUGAUACCCUACGCAGUUUCAUUUUACAGCUAAAAAAGACCAUCUUCAGACCGUUACUAUUAUUUUCACCGAGGUAGCGUUAGUUAGAAAGAGCCACGAGCCAAAUGCAUAAACAAGGCCAAACCGAAUUCCACCGACCCAAAACAUUAUGAUGGAGCAUCUCAUAACAUCUCGACGUAACAUCUCAUAUUCAUGAUCAGACCGUUCCCAUGCAGACAGCAGGUCAGCAGUUUAAGCUGCGCAUCAUAGCAUCAUCAUUUAGAGUUUUAGAGUUUUUAGAGGACAGUUGCAGAUAGACAGUUCAGGAGUAGUGUUUAAUAUAGCAAUUAUGUACAAUUGCUAUAUUAGGUUAGGAAUUUGAAAUAAAGUUGUUUUUAUGACCAAACGGUUGUAAGAGAGUUUAACUCGUUAGCGUUAUGCAGCUUAAAUGUGUUAGGACCGUUAGGGCUAGAACAAAACCACCAUUGUAAAUUCACAUCUUAAUCCACAAAUACAACCCGCACGCCAAACGGGCAAGUCGUAACUACGUAUUAAUUUACAGCGGUUCGAAAUAAUUAUACAAAACACAGCGUUGGGAUCGCUCGAGUACACUGAUCAUUCCCAAUUUGGUUUUUUACAGUGCAAUACUGAAGCAUGAAGUCGGCCACCACCCUCUAUUAUAUAUUACUAUACGUAGUAAUAGUUUUACAACGUUUCCCAAAAGAAAACAGUCCUAUCGAAAGUAUACUGGUAGCGGUUUGUGAAUAUGAUAGUCGUGUACUGUGUCCAGAAUGUUUCUCAAUGUCUCCAAUGUGUCAUAAUUUCGAUAAACUGUUUGUGCCUCAUGCAGAAAGUUUCUUCAACAAAAUCAACAGUAUUCUCAACUCACAUACGACCAGAAUGGGUACCUUUCUAAAGCCGAAUAAUUCAGCUGUUUUGAAACAUAUGAAUCGUGAGAACGCAAUGGAAAAGUUAUUAGCAGAAUUUUGUGAAUUUCAUUCACAACCAAAGCAAAACUGUACAUCAUGGAAGCGCAAUGGUAGCAUAGAGGAAGCGAAAGCAUUCAUCAAAGAUUCAAUACUAGAUACCACACGCAUUGAAGGCUGUGUCUUUUGUCCAACCAGUGGCAAUAAGCAAACAUUAGAGCGUUUUUUAGCUACAUUGAAACCGGAAGACAAUGAAUUGUGGAAUCUUCUUGCCAUCCGUACAAACGUAGAGCCGCUGCUGCUCAAACUGUUUUCGACGCGUGAUACACCUUGGUAUGUUCCAAAACUAUUGGGCACAAUCGGUUUUUCUUUCAUUGAAAGCUACGAAGGGCAGACGCUCGAACAUUUUUACGAACAUCCACUAACGACUCGCAUGUUGAUUGCAUCUAAGCUGAUAAAAGCGGCAUUUCGAUUCACCGAAGGUAUUCACGGAUUUCGUUUCUACCUCACCGACAUCAAUCCAGACAACGUUGUAGUACAUGCUGAAAACGGUGGUAAAAAUGUUCGAGUCACAAUCGUUGAUCUAAACAAUGUUAUCAUAUUGGAUAGCCUGGCUAAAACAUUUUCAACCCGUCGUGAUUCGCAUCAUGUGCACGGCAGAAUCGAAUGCAACGGAUGUUUCGCCUACGUUCAGGAAGAUAUUUGCCGUUAUCCAAACAGUGACUUGAAUUUAUUUGCAACAUGUCAGUUACUUUUAGAAAAUCUAAACGGAAACUACGCGGCAGGGCUACUUCAUAACGACCAGAGUCAUGGAUUAGAUCAACCGAUGAUGUCGCAUCGUGAUAACGUUGCGCACAUUCUACACAACCUUCUCGAAGAGUGUGUUUACUGUCAACCACCUGACUGCCGAAACAGGUCCCUUAUUCUAGAAGAUGUACUAAACAUUAUAGACCGGACAGUGCUGCAAUUGUAA